AUGCUUUUAAAGAGUGGUCAUUUAUUUAAAUAAAUUUAUAUUGUCUAAGGAUACUAUUCUCUGGAUUAAUAAAUGGAUUAAUUCCUUUUUAUUCAAGAAACAUUGAUGAAAUAAAUUAGAGAAUAUUACAUUUUAAAGUAACUUAUCCUCUCAACUUCAAUAAGACAUCUUCUAAUUAAUCUAUUAGCUUAAACUUAUAAGGACAGAAUUGAUUCAAUUGAUGCUUUAUUAAAUCCUCCAAAGUUGACUUAAAUUGGUUAUUAAAAUUAAUAUAGAGAUAUCUAAUGA
Messenger RNA from Paramecium sonneborni, 288 nucleotides. The record is from the annotation of a GenBank genome assembly. NCBI's taxonomy places the organism in Eukaryota, Ciliophora, Oligohymenophorea, Peniculida, Parameciidae.